Physcomitrium patens is the source of this 2084-nucleotide messenger RNA. RefSeq names its product peter Pan-like protein. Gene Ontology annotation, cellular component: preribosome, large subunit precursor. Gene Ontology annotation, molecular function: rRNA binding. Gene Ontology annotation, biological process: rRNA processing; ribosomal large subunit assembly. Lineage: Eukaryota; Viridiplantae; Streptophyta; Bryopsida; Funariales; Funariaceae. The record is from RefSeq and is a predicted model, not a curated record.
GCCCCCCCUCUCAAAGCCCUAAACCGCCACCGAAGACGAGGCAGAGCUGUAUCUGCAGCUCCGAGGGUUUGGGGGUUUUGGCAGAUUUUUGUGUCACUCGGCUUGUCUCAAGCGUCUGAAUUGAGCGCUGUUGGUGUUUCUUUGCGGUGACUGAGCAGUAUGGGUCGUACCAGGAGGAAGAAGAAGAGAACCCAGGACCCGACGCAGGAUAAUGCAGGAGCUCUUCCAGGUGAUAAAAUCCCGAAGAGUUUCGUGUUUUCGCGUGGGAAAUUACCGGCACUGUUGCGGAACUUGGAGAAGGACUUGCGUAAGGUCAUGAUGCCGCAUACGGCGCUCAAUCUCAGAGAGUCCAAGAGAAAUUCAAUGAAAGAUUUUGUGCAUGUGGCUGCUCCUCUUGGAGUGACACAUUUCAUGAUUUUGUCCAACACGAAGACAUCUCCAUAUCUUCGACUGGCUCGAAGUCCGCAUGGACCUACGCUCACAUUCAAAAUACAUGCGUAUUCACUGGCUGCUGAUGUCGCCAGAGCACAGACCAGGCCCCGAGCACCUCCAGCAAUAUUCAAGAGUCCCCCCCUGGUUGUGAUGAACGGGUUAACGACCGGUGAAGAACAUUUAAAGCUGAUUGCUGUUGUUUUCCAAAACAUAGUUCCUCCCAUCAAUGUGAAUACGGUGAAAUUGAGUAAUUGCCAAAGGGUUUUGCUUCUUAAUUACGACAAGACGACCAAGUGCAUCGAUUUCCGCCACUAUUCCGUUUCAGCGCAACCAGUGGGUGUGUCUCGGAACAUAAGGAAGCUUGUCCAGCGCAAGAAGCUCCCUGAUCUCAGCAAACUGAGUGACGUUAGCGAGUUUGUAAAUAAAACUGGUUAUGGAUCGGAGAGUGAAGCUGAAGAUGAGGCAUCGAAGGUGGAGCUGGCGGAUGAUUUUGGCAAAGGCAAUCACGCCUCACAGCGGAGCGCUGUGAAACUGCACGAAAUCGGACCACGGAUGACAUUGCAACUGGUUAAAGUUGAGGAAGGUCUUUGUGAUGGUGCUGUUAUGUUCCACGAGUACGUAAAGAAAACGGAAGAAGAGAUCUUAGCUUUAAGAAACUCUAAAGAGCAACGUGAAGCACUCCGUAAACAACGAAGAGCAGAGCAGGAAGCUAACGUUAAGAGGAAGGAAGAGGAACGGAAUUCUAAGAAAAAGAGGAAAUUCGUGGAGAGUACUGACAAGCCGGAGGAAGACUACGACGUCGUAGCAGAUGAUGAAGCUGAAAUGAGUCCUGACGAAGGUCCAGUUGGCGGUGGUGGAGUGGAAAAUGAUGAUAUGGAAGACGCUGACUGGUAUAGGAAGGAAGUAGGGGAGGAACCUGAUGAAGGCUUUUUGGCUGGUCAGACACACAACAGAAGACCACCUAGCAAAUAUAAUUCCAAUUUCUCCAAGCGCCGAGAGAAAGGAGAGGAUCGGAAAGAGAGGCCGAUCAGAACAGAUAAGGGAUCCAACAGAAGCAGCGAGAAAAGAGUUGACAGGAAACCUGGUGGUAAUUUUGGAAAAUCAUUUGGAAGAGGAUCAGGAUCAAGUAAGAAGUUCUCGGAUAAGAGUGAUAAGCUCAGAGGGAAGUCUCGCUCGCGUAAUCAAAAAGGUGAGGGCCAAGACAAGUUUAGCCGUAAUAGAUCUUCAGGACGUGGCGACAAGGACGGACGCCCUAGCAAGAAGAGAAAGCAUUAGAAGUCCGACUGUACUGGUUCAGAUUUCCCCAGCUGCACACUGUAUCGAUUUUUGGGUUUUCCAUGUUAGUGAUAGAAUAAUGAACAAACUAGCAUUGGCACAUAUCCUUUGAUGGAAGUGUACAACCUCUUCUUAGCUCUAGGCAACGCCUCGAACAUUAGAUCAUAGCUUAAUGGACAUCGUCGCUAUUUUCUCCCCGUGGUAGAGGUGUGGAGCAUAUGUUGCAUAGAGUCCUGCCGUCUGGUCCCUUGGGAAUAUUUACUUCGUUUCCUACUUCUACAACUCGUUGCAAAUUAUUACCAACUUACCAGAAAAGAUAUGAAUUAUUGAGCUUGGGGAUUUCCCAACUGACGUGGAUCAAAGUCUUGCUUUUUAGA